This is a messenger RNA of Chinchilla lanigera (long-tailed chinchilla), 3416 nucleotides long. It is a transcript of the gene Tslig2, whose product is annotated as chromosome unknown open reading frame, human C2orf49. The transcript has 4 exons. Gene Ontology annotation, cellular component: tRNA-splicing ligase complex. Bases 83 to 781 code for a protein of 232 amino acids. Gene Ontology annotation, biological process: embryonic morphogenesis. Lineage: Eukaryota; Metazoa; Chordata; Mammalia; Rodentia; Chinchillidae. The record is from RefSeq and is a predicted model, not a curated record.
GCGUCCGUUCGUUACGUCACUUCCGGGACGCUUCCUCGCGGAGCCUUGUGGGUAGCCGGCCGGGGGUCUCCUGGCGACGACGAUGGCGGGGGACGUGGGCGGACGCAGCUGCACAGACUCGGAGCUGCUGCUGCACCCGGAACUGCUGUCCCAGGAGUUCCUUCUUCUCACUCUGGAGCAGAAGAACAUAGCUGUUGAAAAAGAUGUAAGAAUAAACAAAGACAAUCUGACGGAUCUUUAUGUCCAGCACGCCAUACCAUUGCCUCAGAGGGAACUGCCAAAGAAUAGAUGGGGGAAAAUGAUGGAAAAGAAGAGAGAACAGCAUGAGAUAAAAAAUGAGCCUAAAAGGGGUGGCACUGUGGAUGGGCUAAGGAAAAGGCCCCUCAUUGUGUUUGAUGGAAGCUCGACUAGUACAAGCAUAAAAGUGAAGAGGACGGAGAACGGAGACCACGAUCGUCUCAAGCCGCUGCUUCGAGCAGGCGCUGCCAGUGACCCCUUUCGAAAAUUACCCAAUUCCUCCUCAAGCGUCUCGCCCCUGAUUUUGUCUUCCACUUUGCUUACCAAUGAUAAAGUAGAACACAGUGAUAGUGACACUAAACAGAACCAUGACUUAACACAUAGGAAAAGCCCACCUGGCCCUGUGAAGUCGCCGCCCUUGUCUCCUGUUGGAACUACACCUGUGAAGUUAAAGCGCGCUGCUCCCAAAGAGGACACAGAGGCCCCGAACAACCUGAAGCCGCCAGAAACGAAGAGGAAGAUACAGCAUGUCACAUGGCCCUGAAGGAAAGUGUCCAGAAAUGUAAAUGCAGCUGUAACUGUAGGUUUCAGAUAAGUUCACGUCUACUGACAGUAUUUACAGAUACUGAUUAUUGUUGGAUUUUCUUAAGAAGUUUAAAGUGGGUUAAAAGCAGUGCCCUUCCUUCUCUCCUUCCUUCCUUUUAUCUUCCCUUGAGUAGGAAAGCAUUUGUUUUUAAAAUAAUGGCGCCAUAUAUGACAGUUAUAUUGUCCUGGUCCAGUUCUGAGCUGCAGGUAUGGCAUAAAACAUCUGAUGACUCUUAGGAAUUAUUCUCCUUAGUCUUUCAGUCUUUGGGGACAGUUCAGGUUUUUUUUAAUUCCAGUAUUUUCCUGGUUCACCAUUUUUGUUAAGUGCUUCGUUCAAACAGAACCCCGCAACAGCUCGUGUCAGUAUCUUAGCAGAUCUCUCCACACUCGUGCCCUGGGGCUCACCAUGACAGAGGUGGUUGCCCCGCCAGGAGGGUUCCCAGUGCUGGGAGAACAGCGCUGUCCUCCAUUUCCUGGCCUGCUCGUUCCUGUGGAGGGUGGAGGAAGCCCGUGCUUGCUGCUGCUCCUUCCCUGACCCCGGCAGGAUGAGAGACGGGAGCCCUGGCCCUGGACGAGCUGCUGGUCCACAGCCGUCACCCGGGUUGCUCUUCACCAGCAGUGUGGGCUGUGUUCAUUCAGCCGAGACUCCCUGCUAGGAGCUUCAUCUUUAAAAAUGAAGUUGAUUUAAAAGUCUUCGGGCGAGGCCCCCAUACUGGAAGCUGAGAGGAAAAGUGUGAGUCGGACGCGGGAAAGGUAGGGGAGCCUGGGAGGGCAGUGAGGGAUCCCUGUGCUCCGAGGAGGCUGUGAGCGCAGGGGCAGCGGGCGGGGCCAACCCUGGGGACCAUCCGCAGAGAUCUUUAUUUUUGUGAGUGGUGUUGCCACUCUAACCUGGGAGUCGGUGACAAGAUGGCAUUUACAUUGUAGUUGCGGGUUCUGGUGGCUGCUUUUCUGCUGGGUAUUUGUAGCCAAGAUGGCAGAUCAGUGAUAGUGAUAACAAACAGCAUGCUGUAGCACGAGUGCCAUGGGUUCGCCACCACUGCAUUAUACUUUCUUCUGUGUAUGAUUGAUCUUUAACUGGGGUUGGCCUUUUUCAGUACGUUUGAGAGGACUGUUACUCCUCUUGAUUUGUUAAAAUAAGCAUUUUUGUUGAGCUAUUUAAUGUCUUUACUAAAAAUUAAUUCAGCCUUGUAGGUAAGUACUAUGUCAAGACCAUAGUUUUGAUCACUCUACCUUUUUCCAGGCUAAAUAUGUAUACGUCAGACAGAAUUGACUCAUGCUAAGCUUAUGUACACUUUGGGUUUAUGGUACAGUUUGAAACACAUUGUUACCUGCAGGGCUGAUGGCAUUCUGAUCUUACGGGUGUGGGUUAUGGGAAGCUGAGAAAGUGCAGAUUUUAGGGCAGAAUGACAGACUCUAUUUUCUGUUCAGUUGGCCCCUCUGCUGCCACCUGUAUUUCUCUCUUAGUUAAGAGAGAGUUAGCCACGUGACGAUUUUCAGUCAGUGGGAACUUACUUUUAGUUACUCAGUGAAAUUAAUUUUUAAUUUGUACAUUUAACUUACAGAGUAGGUUGGUAAUAACAGCUGAACUGUGUAACACUGUUGCUUCAAAUUGAAGUUCAUAUUACAAAUCUCAGAGUCCAGGCUCCUAGCGCAGCGUCUCCCGGGGCUGUCUGGAGCUUGGCCGGCAGCGCGCCGAGCCACCGCCACACGUGGCCCCAGCACCCGGGGUGGCCCUGCAGGGGACCUGGCUGGGGCCUCGGGGUCCUAGGUCUGGAAAUGACGUUUGCUUUGCUUCGAACCGCGCAGGGACGGGCCUGGAGCGGCAGCUUCGAUGGGCUGCUGCUGUUGCUCUUGACUGCGCUCUAGUAACUCAGCUUUCAUCCUGGCGGCAGGCGACUGGCAUGCGGGCGCAGUGAGCCUCGCUCUGCUCCUCUCCUGCUUCUCCUCCUGCCCCUCCUCCCCAUAGAAUUCCUUCUGUCCUGUACCCUCCCCUGCAGAGCCGGCGCAGAGGCUUCGGGUGGCAGGGCGUAUUGCUGGGCCUGUGCAUUCCACAGGCUGAGCUGCACUGACCCGGGCCUCAUGUGGGUCCGGGGCUGCCUUGAUUGCCAUGUCUCGAGACCUUGCCGGUGGCUGUCACAGCUGCGAGCCUUCCAGAAGGGACAGCUGCCAGGCAUUGGGGGAGUUGGCUUACUGCAACUGUGAGGCUGUGAUACAUCUGCAAGUAUUAGAAAUCUUCAGAAUUGGAGUUUUUAUUUGAAAUUAUAUUUUGGUUGACUUAAGUUUUGAGAGAUGAUUCUAAAACUGAUCUAGAGACUCAUUCAAUAGCAAUGACUUUUAAAACUUACAUUAAGUAACUGCCAGUAGAUCAAGUCACAUGUGUACGUAAGAGCAUCCUCUUUACUACAUGGCGCUUCAGUGCUUUCAGAGGCUUCCAGACGGUCAGAUGUUUUUAAGUGUGCUCUUUUAUUAAACGCUUGUGUAAGUUUUGUAACUCGGUACAGAAAAGUUUGACCUUGUAAUGUACAUUUUUGUAUGUAAAAAGUCUUUUAAGUAGCUUUAUCCUUAUUUAAAUAAAGCUGAGUAAAAUGAUCUCA